This is a messenger RNA of Drosophila nasuta, 1794 nucleotides long. It is a transcript of the gene tub, whose product is annotated as interleukin 1 receptor associated kinase 4 tube. The record is from RefSeq and is a predicted model, not a curated record. Gene Ontology annotation, biological process: signal transduction. NCBI's taxonomy places the organism in Eukaryota, Metazoa, Arthropoda, Insecta, Diptera, Drosophilidae. Bases 248 to 1771 code for a protein of 507 amino acids. Gene Ontology annotation, molecular function: protein binding. The transcript is spliced from 2 exons.
ACAUAUGCAUGUAUAUACGACAUUCAUUGUACAUAAGUGUAUGCGGAGAAACGAAAUUGGAGGAUGGCUCAUAAGGAAAAUUGAGUGAAAACGAAAAGUAGCAAGUGAUUAGAAUAUACAAAUAGUAGAUAACCCACCCAAGCCCCAAGCACACGGCAAACGCUUGGAGCAGUCGCUACAACAACGCACACAAACAAACCAAAACAAUAGCGAACGCUGCUCUCUGCUGCUUUGCUGCUGCUGGGGAAUGGAAAUGGCUGAGUCAAACGGUCCAACGACAUCAACAACAACCAAUAACAUCAACAAUCAUUCAAAAUAUACGCGAUACACCGAACUACGACGCGUGGAGGACAACGACAUCUACAAAUUGGCCACCAUACUCGAUCGACACGAUUGCUGGCGCAAGUUAAUGUCCAAAAUACCCAAACAAUUGGAUGCCACCGAAUGUAGUGCACCUGGUGUUUUAAAUUUCAAGGAAAUUGCUACUCGUGUGGGCUACAAAUACAACGAACAUCAGAUCAAUUUGAUUGCGUCGGAACAUGUGGAUCGUGGACAGAGUAUAUCACAGAUUAUGAUUGAUGAGUGGAAGACAUCGGGCAAACAAUGGGAACGACCCACAGUGGGAGUGUUAUUGCAAUUGCUAAUACACGCCGAAAUCUACAGUGCAGCUGACUAUGUGGCCAACAAUUUUCUAAGCGAGCUAAACCCAGAACGUCCCGCUGACGGUCCUGCGGCAUUUGUGCAAUUCAACACCGAGUUGAGCGAGGAGAUGGAUGUGGAUGAGAGCAGCAGCUUUCAGCCAGACACCUCCGAGCUUAAUGUGGGACAAGCUCAGGCGCGUGGAACGCACAUGAAUGUGGAUUUCUAUGAGAAGCAUAUGGUGCGACGUGAUAAAAGUAUGCCACAGCCAGAGCAGGCGAUUGCUGCUGCUGCUGCUGAAACUCGACCACAGCGUCCACCGCGCGGACGUCAACGUACAACGACAACAAACAGCAAUGCCACCAGCAAUGCCGCCACUAGCCAAGCAAUCGAGUCCAAUAUUCCCUUUCUAUCAAUGCUUAAUGCAAGCAGCAACGAUGAAACGUCUACUCCGCACAGUACGGCACAAAUUGCCGCAUUGCCGCAAAGUAAUAUACCCAAUCUAUCGCUUCUUAAUGGCAGCUCCGAGACAUUGUCAACUGAGUUGGCGACCAGCACAAACUCAACGACAUCCACCACAGCCUCAGCAAGAACGGAGACUGGGGCGAUGAAUGGCAGCUCAAAUGUACCAAUGCUAACGCUUCUACUAGAACAUCAAAGAGGCGAGAUAAGCUCUACAAUUAAUGCGAGCACAACAGCAAUAGGAACAGCAACAGCAACAACAUCAGCAACUGUUGCUGAUUUGAGCUACAAUAAUUUGCCAGCAAUAAGUGCGUUGAAUUUGAAUGCUGCCAGUGGCAGCAGCAGCAGCAAAAACAUUCCAAACGGAACUGUAUCGCAUAAUGAUGAUGAUAACAGCAGCGGCACGAGCAGUUUAAGCAAUGAUGACGACGACGACGACGAUGAUGAUAAUGACGAGGAUGUUGAUGUGGAUGACGAAGAGGCGGAUGUGUCAUUGCCCAAUUUGAGUAAUUCAGAGCAUCAGACAUCGAACAAUGAUUCGAGUCUGACAACGGUUACUGGGACAAGCGGUGACAAUAGCUUUGAGAUGAUCAACGAUUCCAGUUCAGCGUCCAACGAUGAUGACAACGCCCACAACAUUCCAAAUGUGAGUGAACUGCAGAAAAAGUAAAAAAUAUGAUCGACCGUCCAUGA